Molecule: messenger RNA, 1080 nt
Organism: Serpula lacrymans var. lacrymans S7.9
Lineage: Eukaryota; Fungi; Basidiomycota; Agaricomycetes; Boletales; Serpulaceae
Exons: 5
Coding region: 1-1080 (359 amino acids)
Source: RefSeq, a predicted model, not a curated record
AUGCCCCGAAUGAAACGAAAAUAUGGUGUAGGACAUACCCUGGACCACGUCCCUCCUGGAAAACAACCACGACGAUCCCUCAGAAUGAGCAAAAGUCAGAAAUCUAACAACCAAGAAGUAAAAGAUGAAGGAGAGAGUGUCAGUCAGAGCAGUAGUGGCAAUGUCAUUUGGACCAAGGUCAAAACUACAGCCCUUUUCAGCUACAUCAAGAAACAUUGCGCACAAGGAGGGGAUGGCCUCAACUUUAGGAGGGCAUUUGGCCAGGAGUGGCAGCUGACAUUGUGCCUCUCCUUGCGAAAGGACCAGCAAAAAGUGCUACUUGUUGUGGUCCAAAAUGGGGCAGGGUUUGUAGAUCUCCAUACCAAAUACAAUGAAAUUAGUGCAAUUGCAAACUUAUCUGGUGUACCGUGGGACAGCAAACUAGGGCUGAAUAUACUUGAUAAAAGUGAAGUGAAAAAUCCGGGAGCAAAAGCAUACAAGAGGGAGGGGUGGGUGCAUUAUAGCACUAUGCAGGAGCUGCUGGGGGGUCAGCAUGCCAAGGUCUUGAAUGCCUUUUGCACCCCUAGAGUACCCCAAGUGCCAAAAGUAAAAGUGCCGAAGAUGUCCACAUCCACCACCCAGGUAUCUACUCUGCCUGUUUCUGCUACCACAAAUUCUACCACAUCUAUUGCGCCUGCACCUGCUGCACCCGCAGCGCCUACUGUCUCUCAUGCAGUGCCUGCUGUUGUGGCUGCUGCACCUGCCAUCCCUUGUGUAGCUGUGUCUGACAUAGCCGCAAAGGAUCCUCCUGGUCACAUCAACAACUGGCUUGGUGGCCUUCCCUCCCCGACUUCUGCUUAUUUGCCUGUGGCAUUGUGUACAUAUGUUCAGAGGCCCUUUGGCCAUAGUUCUACCAUGUUUGAGCAAAAUCUGCACUUCCCAAGCAAUUAUCUGCCCAGUAAUACCUAUGUAAUUGGUGUCUCUACAACCACAGCAUAUUCCCGCAUAAAUUUGCUCUCCAUACACAAUGGACUGGAGAAAAUCUCCGUGCUCCAGAGGGCAUUUGGUGAUUAUCAGGCAGAAAUGCGGGGUCAAGCGUGA